This is a messenger RNA of Nicrophorus vespilloides, 1311 nucleotides long. It is a transcript of the gene Wnt6, whose product is annotated as protein Wnt-6. Gene Ontology annotation, biological process: multicellular organism development; cell fate commitment; neuron differentiation. The transcript is spliced from 4 exons. Bases 73 to 1125 code for a protein of 350 amino acids. Lineage: Eukaryota; Metazoa; Arthropoda; Insecta; Coleoptera; Silphidae. Gene Ontology annotation, molecular function: frizzled binding; cytokine activity. The record is from RefSeq and is a predicted model, not a curated record. Gene Ontology annotation, cellular component: extracellular region.
GGCGGGUCCCACACGCGGUUCUGGGCUGGCAGUCAUGGGGCUCGCCUGGGUGCAGUGAGUGUGCGCGCGGACAUGCACGCCGUGCUCGUGCCUGUUUACCUUCUGCUUAUUACCCCCAUCACCUCAUCAUGGUGGGCUGCCGGUAGUCAGGUGGUCAUGGAUCCGCAUUCGAUCUGUAAAAAGAGCAGGAAGAUCAAGGGCAAAAUGUCGGAAAUCUGCAGAACCGAUUCACCACUGCUGGACGAAAUUUCGAAGGGGGUCAAACAGGGCCACGACGAAUGCCAAUACCAAUUUCGCUACAGGAGAUGGAAUUGCACAGCAUCGAAGAGGAGCAUGAAGAAAGUAUUGCUCAGAGAUACUCGAGAAACAGGAUUUGUGAACGCUUUGACGGCAGCGGGGGUGGCUUACGCAAUAACAAGGGCAUGUACGAUGAACGUGUUGACGGAUUGUUCAUGCAACAAAAACGUAAAGAGAAUGAAAAAGGGGGACAAGAGAACAAGCAACGCAAUGAAUCUUCCGGAGAGCAAGUGGCAGUGGACCGGAUGCGGCGAUAACAUCAACUACGGCAUCAAGGUGUCCAAGGACUUCAUGGACUCGCGCUACAAGAAGAUGAGUGACAUGAAGACCAUCGUGAAACUGCAUAAUUACGCCGCUGGACGAAUGGCGAUUAAGAAGCACAUGAGGUCUGACUGCAAGUGUCACGGAUUGUCUGGUUCUUGUGCGCUGAGGACGUGUUGGAGGAAGAUGCCGACCUUCCGGGAAGUCGGGAACCGUCUGAAGGAGCAUUUCGAUGGCGCGGCAAAGGUGAUCGCAGGCAACGAUGGCAACAGCUUCAUACCAGACGGCGAUACUAUCAAGCCGCCGAACCGAGAAGAUUUAGUGUACUCGGAAGAAUCGCCAAAAUUCUGCACACCUAACAGCACCGUGGGAUCGCUGGGUACCCAAGGUAGGGAAUGCAAUGCGACCUCGCAAGGUGAGGAAGGCUGCGACAUCCUUUGCUGUGGCAGAGGCCAUACCACCAUCAAGAAGAAAGCGUACGGUAACUGCAAUUGCGAGUUCAUUUGGUGCUGUGAAGUGAAAUGCCAAACGUGCCUCCUGGAGAAUGAGAUAAGCACGUGCUUAUAGUAUAUACCCCUCUAGAUCUAAAUUUAUAUAAUAAUUACAUGGAAUUAGGUGUGAUACAGUUUUUUUUUUAAUAUUUGUGAUGAAUGCCGCGCGUUGGACGUUCCGUACACGCAAGCCCGGUUUGUAUAUUUGUUAAGCACAAUUUCUAUUUGUACAUAAUAUAAAUAUAUAUUUUUUCUUAUAUAU